AUGAUGGCACUUCUUUCAGCAACUUGGGUCGGAGGAGCAUAUAUCAACGGCACGGCAGAAGCGCUCUACAAUGGGGGUUUGCUGGGAUGCCAAGCGCCAGUCGGCUACGCCCUCUCUUUAGUGAUGGGCGGUUUGCUGUUUGCAAAGAAAAUGAGAGAAGAAGGAUAUGUCACAAUGCUCGAUCCCUUCCAGAUCAAAUAUGGUCAACGAGUAGGAGGUUUGAUGUUUCUUCCAGCUUUACUUGGUGAGGUAUUUUGGAGUGCAGCGAUUCUGUCAGCUCUCGGAGCAACGCUGUCAGUGAUUCUCCAAAUCGACAUGAACAUGUCUGUGGUGAUUUCUGCUCUCAUUGCCGUCUUCUACACUUUUACGGGCGGUCUAUACGCUGUUGCUUAUACGGACGUCGUGCAGUUGUUCUGCAUUUUCGUCGGUCUGGUAUGUCUCGUACUCAACUUAAUCAAUAGAAAACUCACUAAAAGGAAAAAGGAGUAG
Messenger RNA from Cooperia oncophora, 489 nucleotides. NCBI's taxonomy places the organism in Eukaryota, Metazoa, Nematoda, Chromadorea, Rhabditida, Trichostrongylidae. The record is from the annotation of a GenBank genome assembly.